AUGGCAAGAAGAGCCACGAGGAAGCAUAAUUUCUUACAAGAACUAUCUUUCCGUAACUCUUUUCAUUUGUCAUUACUUGCGUAACAGUUUACAAUCUUACCAUCACAUUGUCCACUUCCUUGAAUUGAAGAAACAACAACGACUGCUCGGAGAUAUAACCGAGCGGUGAAAAAUCUUCGACGAUUCUUAAAUGGAAAUGCGCACCGAAGAUCGAUCAGAAUUUAUUCACCAAUGACACAUUUGCCGGUGACGAGGUGACGAUCGAUUCGGUGACACGUUUCGACCCAAAUCGAUCGAAGAUGGCUAAAAGUUCUGAAAGAUUACCUGGUACUUCUUCCAGAUUAAGAACUAGAGACGACGGUUGCUGUUCGGUCAAUUUUCUUAAAUAUGUUUUACAUAUUUACAAUGUCGUCUUAUUUUUAUCCGGAUUUGUGGUGGGCGGUAUUGGCAUUUGGACGGUCGUCUCGAAACACAGUUACAUAUCUCUCAUGACAACGUCGACGUAUCCAAGUCUCGCUUAUGCCCUCAUUGUCGCAGGUAUUUUGGCUGUUAUUGGAAGCUGGUUAGGAUGUGGUGGAGUUACUACAGAAAACAGAUGCGUUCUUCUAAUUUACGUUUUCGUCGUAAUGGCAGUCCUCGUAUUAGAGGCAGGCGUAGGCGCAUUGGCACGUCUCUAUGAGGAACAAGUAGGUCCAGAAUUAAAGAUGAACCUCAAUCGAACCUUCCUUGAGAAUUAUUCUAUAAGAUCGAGAGAAACUACUGCAAUCGAUCAAAUGCAAAAGGAAUUUAAAUGUUGCGGUGCUCUUCGAUUUGAGGAUUGGUUAGCCAGUGAAUGGCACAAGGACGAGGAAGUCCUUAAAAAUGGAAGCCUCGUGCCCGAUAGUUGUUGCAAAACACCGACAGUACUUUGCGGGAGGAGGGAUCAUCCGUCUAACAUUCAAUAUACGGGCUGCAUUUACAAGUUUCUUGAGACGACCAAGGAUCAUCUGAUUAUUCUUGGUGCCGUCGGUCUUGGUCUGUCCGUCCUCGAACUUUUUGGUAUAGUUCUUGGUUCGUGCCUCUAUAUCAAACUCAGACACGAUUUCGAUGAUUGACAAUGACAUUUUUCACAAAGACAACUCUGACGACUAAGAGAAAUUAAUAAAAAAAAAAAAAAUUAAAAAAGAAGAAAAUAAAAAACACACACAUGUAAAGCGAAAAUAAUCGACAUUUCGCUUUUAAUUUCGAUUUUUCGAAAUUAUCAAUUUGGACUUAUCGGUCUUCGAUUAUCGAUCCUUUCUGCUCAAAUUUGUUAGCAAUUUUACUUGGAAUCUAAAAAGAGAUUCCGCAUGACCAAUAUGAUAGCUGAAUAGAAAGAGAGAUAGAAAAAAAGAGAGAGAAAAGUUUGUUUAUUUUUGUUUAUUUAAUUUUAUUAUUAUUAUUAUUAUUAUUAUUAUUAUUAUUAUUAUUAUUAUUAUUAUUAUUAUUAUUAUUAUUAUUAUUAUUAUAGUACUUUGAGCAGAAGGAAUGAAUAAACUCGCUGUAACCAUAACUGCCUGUCAGAUCGUCCAAUCUACGAAAUUCUUAGUUAAUCCUAUAAAACUCUUUUCUACUUUACAUGUUUUUAAAUGUCUGCUAUUUAAGGUCGUUCAUUUUUCUAUAUUGUCAAAGGAAAAAAUAAGAAAAUAAAAAAUCAUUAAAUAUCUUUCGAUAUCUGUUAGUUUCCAAAGAAACGAAGUAGGACAUUUUUUUACGAAAGAAACGUUUUCUUUGGAGGAAAAAGAAAAAACAAAUUUUCGAUUAUUUAUGAACGACAGAAAGAAACGUUUUCUUUGGAGGAAAAAGAAAAAAAGAAUUUUCGAUUAUUUAUGAACGACAAACGUUUUUUUUUUAUUUUGUUUAGUUUUUAGGAUAAACAAGAUCUGAUCGUUGACUCAAUAUAGGCUUAAAUGUUGGCCUAAAUUAUUAUUAAGUAUUUGCGAAACAGUUGAAACAGUGCCUUUGUCUAAUAAAAAGAUUUUAUUUAUUUUCUUUGAAAAAAGAGAGCGAGAACGACAGAAAGAGAAAGAG
This is a messenger RNA of Vespula vulgaris, 2049 nucleotides long. Its product is annotated as CD151 antigen-like. The transcript has 7 exons. Lineage: Eukaryota; Metazoa; Arthropoda; Insecta; Hymenoptera; Vespidae. The coding region runs from base 300 to 1094 and encodes 264 amino acids. The record is from RefSeq and is a predicted model, not a curated record. Gene Ontology annotation, cellular component: membrane.